AUGAAAUGGACUGGGGAUCCCGCGGAAGGGGCAGGAUCUGGACAAGCUCCCCAGCUCCAGGAUCCCGAGGGCGCAGCCGUCCGUACGGCGCGCCCGUGCUGUGGGCCGUGGCCGCCAGGUGGCGCCCUGACGUCUGCUUGGGCGGCCCCGGGCGUUCACCUCCCGCAGCUCCCGGGCAGGGCGGCCGCCCACACGGUGCCCACGGGGAAGCGCCUGGCGCAUGCCCCGUGGAGAAGACCCGCCCCGAACGCGGAGGCUCCAAUUGCUUUUGGCCCCAAAGCCCCAGGACAGGGCCGGAGGGACCUAGGUCGCGGGGAGGACAUGGCAGGAUCCUCGCCUUCGCCUUGUAGCUCGCAGCCCCGCACCUCCCGCGGGGUGACGGGGCGGAAGAAAAAGAGGACUCCAGGAACCAUGGAGGGACUGCUCCCUGGACCAGUUCAUGGAAAAGCAUAUCUGUGCAGUACAAAGAGGUGGAUUGAAGCAGCCGUGAGAAUGUGCCUCUCAGGUCUCCAUCUGCAGGGAGUGUGCUGGGCCAGUGCUCAGAGAGCCAUCACACCCUCCCACAGGCUGCUCCCAGAGAACGACGGAGCACCAUGGGACACUGAGGCAGGCCUGCACCCAGGUGGUGUAGGACUCCUCUGAGAAGCAGUGUUGGCUCAAGGACUCCGCAUUAAUGUUUCCAAAACUUUCUCAGAAUUGUGCCGCACUGUGGGAUUCUUCCAGUCUCCCUGCAGGUGUUAGACCUGCAUCACAGCCUGAUGCUCUCCCAGCCUCCACAAGCUUCCUCCCCAUUUUUCCUUCCAGGCUUUUUCCCGGUAAAUCUCUUGACAUCUAACCCAAUCUUGGCAUCUGCUUCUUGGAAGGCCUGAACUAACACAAGCUACUGCUAUUGUGUAUAAAACUGAGUUCUGAGCUUCCUGGAAGUCAAAGGAAAAAUAUUGUAUUAUCA
Molecule: messenger RNA, 949 nt
Organism: Lemur catta (Ring-tailed lemur)
Lineage: Eukaryota; Metazoa; Chordata; Mammalia; Primates; Lemuridae
Exons: 2
Coding region: 1-642 (213 amino acids)
Source: RefSeq, a predicted model, not a curated record